Molecule: messenger RNA, 858 nt
Organism: Bipolaris sorokiniana ND90Pr
Lineage: Eukaryota; Fungi; Ascomycota; Dothideomycetes; Pleosporales; Pleosporaceae
Exons: 2
Coding region: 193-756 (187 amino acids)
Cellular component (GO): nucleus
Molecular function (GO): DNA binding
Source: RefSeq, a predicted model, not a curated record
AAAUGGGUAUCGCGCUUUAUCCAGAGCCAGCUAGAGCUUUAGACGAAGUGGAGUAGAAGGCUUAAUAGCCAGCGCGCCUAGUAUGAAGAUUCUGCUAUAAUCGCAGCGUGGUUUAAGCUAGUAGAGGAGAUCCGCCAGACGUACGGCGUGCUAGACCAGGAUAUCUACAACUUUGACGAGACUGGGUUCGCGAUGGGCGUCGCUAGCACGUCAAAAGUCGUGACUAGCUCUGAUAGAGUUGGUCGGGCAGUCGUCGUACAGCCAGGCAAUCGUGAGUGGGUUAUAGCGAUCGAAUGCGUCAACGCGUCUGGCUGGUCUCUGCCACCGUUCGUGAUACUGGCUGGUAAGGUCCACCAAAGUAGCUGGUACCGCAAUCUCCCACCAGACUGGGCUAUUGGCGUCUCAGAAAAUGGCUGGACGAUAGAUGAGCUUGGUGUAGAGUGGGUAAAGCAUUUCAACCAGCAUACAGCGACUCGUACAGCUGGAGUCUAUCGGCUACUUAUUCUAGACGGCUAUAGCAGUCACGCUACGCCCGAGUUCGACCAAUACUGCGCAGAGAAUAAGAUAAUUACUCUCUGUAUGCCGCCUUAUACGUCGCACCUCCUUCAGCCUCUAGACGUAAGCUGCUUCUCCCCGCUCAAGCGCGCGUACGGACGUGAGGUAGAGGAGCUCGCCCGCCAGAGCCUUCACCACGUCGACAAGACGGACUUUCUUAUAGUCUAUACACGGAUCCGGCCGACAGUAUUCACGCAGUAGAAUAUCCAAGCAGGCUUUCGGGCGACAGGUCUUAUCCCUCCUUGCUUAGAUCGCGUUCUAUCGUCACUGACUGUCGCAGAGACACCCCAUACGGUAGCUCAG